Impatiens glandulifera is the source of this 1275-nucleotide messenger RNA. RefSeq names its product protein SRG1-like. The transcript has 4 exons. NCBI's taxonomy places the organism in Eukaryota, Viridiplantae, Streptophyta, Magnoliopsida, Ericales, Balsaminaceae. The record is from RefSeq and is a predicted model, not a curated record. The coding region runs from base 1 to 1086 and encodes 361 amino acids.
AUGGAAGGUGAAAACCAUGCAAGCUUCUUGGGAAGCUCCCUUAGUGUACCCUCUGUUCAGGAGUUGGCUAAGAAUCCUCUCGACUCUGUUCCAUCUCGCUACAUUCAGACCGAUGAUCAAGACCGUCUGAUCCUAUCCCAUGAUGAUGAUGAUGAUGAUCUUUCAAUCCCAAUCAUUGACUUAGGGAUGUUGAUGUCUGGAGAUGAUCAGGAUCAUGAGAUUGAGAUCAACAAGUUUGACUCAGCCUGUAAGGAAUGGGGUUUUUUCCAGGUUCUUAAUCAUGGGGUGAGUUUGAUGUUAAUGGAGAAAGUGAAGGAAGAAAUGGGAGAAUUCUUUAAGCUACCGAUGGAGGAAAAAAAGAAGUAUUGGCAGCAACCUGGAGGACUUGAAGGGUUUGGGCAGCAUUUUGUUGUAUCGGAUGGGCAAAAGCUUGAUUGGGGUGACAUGUUUUGGAUCAUCACAUCACCUAUUUUUCUCAGAAACCCUUCCUUAUUUCCUUCCCUACCACAAUCUUUCAGGGAAACUAUGGAAGUAUACUCGAAUGAAAUGAAUAAAAUAGCUACAAAACUAUUUGGGAAGAUGGCAAAAGCCUUAAAAAUUGAAGGUGGAGAUAUGGAUGAGAUGUUUGAAGGAGGGAUGCAGUCCAUGAGGAUGAAUUAUUACCCUCCCUGCCCUCAGCCGGAGUUAGCCAUUGGCUUGUCGCCUCACUCGGAUUCCACCGGACUUACCAUCCUUUUUCAGGCCAAUGAGACGGUUGGUUUGGAGAUUAUGAAAAAUAGCAAAUGGAUUUCUGUCAAACCUCUUCCGGGUACAUUCAUUGUUAACAUUGGCGAUAUUAUGGAGAUUGUGAGUAACGGGGCCUAUAGAAGCAUUUUGCAUAGAGCUAGGGUGAACUCGAGCAAGGAGAGGCUUUCGAUCGCAACUUUCCAUAACCCUAAUUUGGAGAAAGAAUUGGGACCUGCUCCAAGCCUAAUCACAACCGAAUCUCCAGCCUUAUUCAAGAAAGUUGGUGUUUCUGAUUACUUCAAAGAUAUGUUCUCUUACAAGCUUCAAGGGAAAUCAAACCUUGAUUUUAUGAGAAUUUGAAAAUAAUUAACCAUGAUUUGGUUAAUCCAAUUGGUUUGAUUAUAUAUAUACUGCAAUGGGAAAUGAUUUUAUAUGUAUUUUAAUAAUUAAGCUUGAUUUAUUGUCUUAAAUCAGCUCUCAGACUUGUUCGUAUGUUUUUAAUUAUUCCAUCCCUUAACAUUAUUUUUCACCCUGGCCAUAUUUUUAUUA